Messenger RNA from Vitis riparia (riverbank grape), 2122 nucleotides. Its product is annotated as cullin-4. Gene Ontology annotation, biological process: ubiquitin-dependent protein catabolic process; protein ubiquitination. The transcript has 14 exons. Gene Ontology annotation, cellular component: cullin-RING ubiquitin ligase complex. NCBI's taxonomy places the organism in Eukaryota, Viridiplantae, Streptophyta, Magnoliopsida, Vitales, Vitaceae. Bases 74 to 1696 code for a protein of 540 amino acids. The record is from RefSeq and is a predicted model, not a curated record. Gene Ontology annotation, molecular function: ubiquitin protein ligase binding.
GUAGAGCAUUCUAUUUUUGGUCUUCAGAUUAGGUGAAGCAGUAGAUAGGACUCUCCUUAACCAUCUUUUGAAGAUGUUUACUGCUCUAGGAAUUUAUUUGGAAAGUUUUGAGAAGCCAUUCCUCGAGUGUACGUCUGAAUUUUAUGCUGCUGAAGGCAUGAAAUACAUGCAGCAAUCAGAUGUUCCGGAUUACUUGAAACAUGUGGAGAUAAGGUUGCAUGAAGAACAUGAAAGAUGCUUACUGUAUCUGGAUGCAAGCACAAGAAAGCCCCUGGUAGCAACUGCAGAAAGACAACUCCUUGAACGCCACAUAUCUGCAAUUCUAGAUAAGGGUUUCAUGAUGCUGAUGGAUGGAAAUCGAAUUGAGGACCUCCAGAGGAUGUAUUUACUAUUUUCAAGGGUUAAUGCCCUCGAAUCACUAAGACAGGCCCUUAGCUCUUACAUCCGAAGAACUGGGCAAGGAAUUGUUAUGGAUGAGGAAAAAGAUAAAGAUAUGGUUUCCUGCCUGCUGGAAUUUAAGGCUUCUCUUGAUACAAUAUGGGAAGAAAGCUUUUCAAGGAAUGAAGCAUUUUGCAACACCAUAAAAGAUGCAUUUGAACAUCUCAUUAAUCUCCGUCAGAACCGACCUGCUGAGCUUAUUGCAAAGUUUCUGGAUGAGAAACUUCGUGCUGGGAACAAGGGUACAUCUGAAGAGGAGUUGGAGGGUACACUUGAUAAAGUUUUGGUUUUAUUCAGAUUUAUCCAGGGUAAGGAUGUGUUCGAAGCAUUUUACAAGAAGGAUCUGGCAAAAAGGCUACUGUUGGGGAAGAGUGCAUCAAUUGAUGCAGAGAAGUCAAUGAUCACUAAGUUGAAGACUGAAUGCGGAAGUCAGUUUACUAACAAACUUGAAGGAAUGUUUAAGGACAUUGAAUUAUCUAAAGAGAUAAAUGAGUCCUUCAAACAAUCAUCGCAAGCCAGGACAAAACUUCCAACAGGAAUUGAGAUGAGCGUUCAUGUCUUAACAACUGGAUAUUGGCCUACUUACCCACCUAUGGAUGUUCGGCUCCCGCAUGAAUUGAAUGUAUAUCAGGACAUUUUCAAGGAGUUCUACUUGAGCAAAUACAGUGGGAGGCGAUUAAUGUGGCAAAACUCAUUAGGACACUGUGUUUUGAAAGCAGAGUUUCCAAAAGGUAAAAAGGAGCUGGCAGUUUCUCUAUUUCAGACUGUUGUCUUGAUGCUGUUUAAUGAUGCGCAAAAGCUUAGCUUUCAAGAUAUUAAGGACUCUACUGGCAUUGAGGAUAAGGAGCUGAGAAGGACUCUGCAGUCCCUUGCAUGUGGAAAAGUUCGUGUCCUUCAAAAGUUGCCUAAAGGGAGGGAAGUUGAGGAUGAUGACUCAUUUGUGUUCAAUGAAGGGUUUACUGCUCCUCUCUACCGUAUAAAAGUAAAUGCAAUCCAAAUGAAGGAAACAGUGGAGGAGAACACAAGCACCACUGAAAGAGUGUUCCAGGAUCGUCAAUAUCAGGUUGAUGCCGCUAUUGUCCGGAUAAUGAAGACGAGGAAAGUUCUUAGUCACACACUAUUGAUUACUGAACUCUUUCAGCAGCUAAAAUUUCCAAUAAAGCCAGCUGAUUUGAAGAAAAGGAUUGAAAGCCUCAUCGACAGGGAGUACCUAGAGCGGGACAAAAACAACCCCCAGAUAUACAAUUACUUGGCAUAAUCCAUAUUGUCACACAUCUUGUAAAUGAUCCAGGAAUUUGCAGUCCUCUUCAGGCUUCCCAAUCCUUUGUCAGAUUCAUGUACAGUAGCUUGCUCCUAUUUUAUUUGUCUCAUUUGGGUCAAUACCAUAACUGUAAAGCAUAUUUUGCCCUUUUAUGUUUCUUUUGAACCCUCUUCCUGCAAUGCAGUAGAGUUACAUGAAUAAGCAAACGUUUAGGAUUAAUACCAGAAAAAGGAUCAAAAAAAGAAAAGAAGAAAAAAAAGAAUAUACCUUCACGUGGGUGGAUCAUUCCAGGUUGGAGGGAAGUAAAGAUGUUAAAUCUUCCUUUUAGCCUGACAAUUUGUGUUCCUUCUCACUGGAUGAUGAUAAAUACUUCACACUAGCAUACCAUUUUAAUGUUGUACUUAAUUCACAUUGUUUUUUUCA